AUGGAUCAGGAUUAUUUUGUUGGUUUGAACGUUGGAGGAAAGAUCUACCAGACAUUUUCCGCAACUCUCACAAAGUAUCCUGAAAGUUUCUUGGCUCGUUUACUAGACAGCCCCAUGCCAUUUGCUGAAAGUGAUGGAAAUUUCCUCAUCGACCAAGACGGUGAGGUAUUCCGUCACGUUCUCAAUUUCCUGAGGUAUGGAAAACUUAUGCUACCAGAUGAUUUCAAAGAUUUUGAUCUGCUGAAAUGCCAAGCAGAUUUCUUCGGGCUUGAAUCACUGAAGUCGUCUAUUGUUAGACCAGUUCCAGUCCUUGCAGCAGUGGGACUGAGGUUUGAUGAUGGAAAGGUGUUCUACACGACAAGGGAAACCUUGAUGAAACGGAAGAAUCCGUUUUUUACCAAAAUGCUAAAUGGAGAAAUUACCGUCGCAAGAGAUUUUGAGGGAAACUACGUCAUGGAUAGAGAUGGUGGACAGUUCCACUACAUCCUUAAAUUUCUUCGAAAAGAUGCCAUCGAUUACAAUAAUGUAAAAGACAUGAGGUCUCUCCUCGAAGAUGCUAAAUAUUUCGAACUUGAACAAUUGGUACAAAAGCUUCAGCCGCGACUCGGGCUGUAG
Lytechinus variegatus (green sea urchin) is the source of this 615-nucleotide messenger RNA. Its product is annotated as potassium channel regulatory protein-like. Gene Ontology annotation, biological process: protein homooligomerization. The record is from RefSeq and is a predicted model, not a curated record. The transcript has a single exon. Gene Ontology annotation, molecular function: protein binding. Bases 1 to 615 code for a protein of 204 amino acids. NCBI's taxonomy places the organism in Eukaryota, Metazoa, Echinodermata, Echinoidea, Temnopleuroida, Toxopneustidae.